Messenger RNA from Polychytrium aggregatum, 802 nucleotides. RefSeq lists its product as uncharacterized. The record is from RefSeq and is a predicted model, not a curated record. Gene Ontology annotation, molecular function: protein binding. The coding region runs from base 98 to 802 and encodes 234 amino acids. The transcript has 2 exons. Lineage: Eukaryota; Fungi; Chytridiomycota; Chytridiomycetes; Polychytriales.
CCUGAAUAUACAACUAUUGUAAACAAAAAAAAAAAAGCAAGCCAUCCACCAGCAAAUCCUCCGCCAUCUGGAGAGUGCAACCUACGCAAACCACACGAUGGCACAGCUCUACCUGGCCCAGUGUUAUCGUAACGGAAUUGGAGUCAAUGAGGAACACACUAAGGCCAUCGAGCUAUACCUCAGCCUUGCAGAUCGUGGGAUUCCUCAGGCCCAAGUCGCUCUCGGCGGUUGCUAUGAGAGCGGCGAAGGUGUCGAUCAAGACUACGGCACAGCCAUCGAGUGGUAUUCCAAGGCCGCAGAUCAGGGCAGUGAAGAUGGUCGACUCCACAUCGUACAUCUCAUGGCUGUGUGUCUAGUCGGAGGAUUCGGAACUCCGGCGAACAAAAAGAAGGCGGCAGCGGGAAUAUUUGAGCAACUCGCCAACGAUGGCCACAGUGACAGCCAGUUUUGGAUCGGAUGGUGCCAUCGAUGGAGCUGGGGGGUAUCAAAGGACACCGAGAAGGCAUUCGAGUGGCUCAGCAAGUCGGCCAAGCAAGACAACUCAUAUGGGCAGUGGAUGGUUGGUGAAUGCUACUCUCGUGGGUGUGGAGUCACCAAGGACUGGACCAAGGCAGCCGAAUGGUUCCGAAAAUCAGCCGAGCAGGGCAAUCAAUACGGACAGUGCUGGCUCGGUAUCUGCUACGAAAAUGGGUUUGGUGCCCCCAUGAACAUCGACACCGCCGUCUUCUGGUAUCGCAAAUCCGCCGACCAAGGUCAUCGAGGUGCCACCAACAGCCUCAAGGAACUCGGCCAGUGGCCGUGA